Messenger RNA from Vicia faba (fava bean), 852 nucleotides. The record is from the annotation of a GenBank genome assembly. NCBI's taxonomy places the organism in Eukaryota, Viridiplantae, Streptophyta, Magnoliopsida, Fabales, Fabaceae.
AUGGGCACGACGGUAAAACACCCGUCGCAAGGCACGGUGGUUCUGGCGGAGUUCAGUGCCGUCACCGGCAACACAGGCGCCGUCGCUCGUCGGUUACUCGAGAAGCUUCCUACCGAAUCGGAUUCCAGACUUUGCUUCUCUCAAGAUAGAUAUAUCUUCCACAUACUCCGAUCCGAUGGCCUCGCGUACCUUUGUAUGGCCAACGACACCUUCGGAAUUAGUUCAUCUAUUAAGAGAUUCAAUUGUGUUGCGGAGAGGUGUUCUUCAGAGGUUUUUCCGGCUUCUGUUGAGUGUUUGGAACUGAUCAGGCUUGAUACUGCAAAUUAUGCAACCGCGUUAGAAGCAGAAUCAAACAGAGGCUUCAUUCAAUUGGCAUCUGAGGAACAUGUUACACUCAAACUUUGUAAGAUUGAGAUUCCUUUAACUCGUUUGCACCAUAAUUGUGAAAUGGUUCUUUGCGAAGAUGGGACUGAAGCAUUAGUCGAAGUUUGUAUUGUAGAUCACAAUUUAGAGGUCAAAUUACACGAACUUGUUAAACCGGAGAAAGCAAUCAAAGAUUACAGAACAGAGAUUACUGGUGUCUCUUCUAAAGAUCUAGAGACCGUGACUCGCUCCUUAGCUGAUAUACAAAAAUUGAUGAAGAAGUGGUUAUCCAGUGGAGCCAUAUUAGUGGGACACAGUUUGUAUAAUGAUCUACGCGUGCUGAAGCUAUAUUAUGAUAGAGUGGUCGACACUGCAUACAUCUUCCAACCCAUGGAUGGAGCUACUCACAGGAGACCUUCUUUAAAUAGUUUGUGUCAGGCAAGUAACAACUUAUUUAAAUGCAAUGCAAGGACUAUGAUUUUGUAUUAA